CAGGCAAAGAUCCGGCUACAAAUAUAAGGAAGCUGAUGCGGCUAACUCUGCCUCAGUCCUAGAAUUUGGGUUGUUUUGUACUAACCUCUCACCGGCAAAAUCAACAUGACUCCCCAACAUCAAGCACUCACUCCAGAGCAGAAAAAGGAAUUGUCAGAGAUUGCUCAGCGUAUAGUUAAGGAUGGAAAAGGAAUCCUGGCAGCAGAUGAAUCAGUUGGUACUAUGGCAAGCCGUCUCAAGCGUAUUAAUGUGGAGAAUACAGAGGAGAACAGACGAUUCUUUCGCGACCUUCUUUUCUCUUCAGACGCCUCUCUGAAUAAGUAUAUUGGUGGUGUCAUUCUUUUCCAUGAAACACUCUACCAGAAAUCCAGUAAUGAAGUUCCAUUCCCCAAAGUCCUUAAAGAUCUUGGCGUUGUUGUGGGAAUUAAGGUAGAUAAAGGUACUGCAGCCUUAGCUGGAACAGAUGGCGAGACCACAACACAGGGUUUAGAUGGACUUGCAGAACGAUGUGCUCAGUACAAAAAGGACGGUGCUGACUUUGCCAAAUGGCGCUGUGUGUUGAAAAUUUCUGACUCUGCUCCUUCAAGUCUUGGUAUUUAUGAGAAUGCCAAUGUCUUGGCACGAUAUGCCAGCAUCUGCCAGCAGAAUGGCUUAGUCCCAAUUGUAGAGCCUGAAAUUCUAUCGGAUGGUUCUCAUGACCUCCAGAGAUGUCAGUAUGAGACUGAAAAGGUUCUCUCUGCAGUGUAUGCUGCAUUGAUACAGCACCAUGUUUAUUUAGAGGGAACACUCCUAAAACCAAACAUGGUCACCGGUGGACAAUCGUGUUCUGAAAAAUUUACUCCAGAACAAGUUGCCAUGGCUACAGUUACCGCCUUAAGACGAACUGUCCCUGCUGCUGUACCCGGCAUUUGUUUCCUCUCAGGAGGUCAAAGUGAAGAAGAGGCCUCUCUCAAUUUGAAUGCUAUGAACCGAUGCACCCUUGCUCGUCCUUGGCGUGUAUCUUUCUCCUAUGGAAGAGCUCUACAGGCUUCUGCCCUUUCGGCUUGGCUUGGAAAGCCUGAGAAUAAGAAGGCUGCACAGGAAGCUUUCCUUAAAAGAGCACAGAUUAAUAGUCAAGCAUCCCUUGGUCAGUACAUUCCAUCUGGAUCUUCAGAUUCCGUCUCAUCUCACUCUCUUUUCCAGCCCAGUUAUAGCUAUUAGACAAGACAUCUUGUCCUAUGACACCUAAAAUGCUCUGUGCAGGGAAUCUUUUAUUAUUUUUUUUUGUAUGACUCUCCUAUCUCUAGAAUCUCUGUAGAUAUGUAGCAGCAAUACAAACAUAUUGCGUUAUAUCAAAUGGACCAAAUCUAACAGGAGCAGUUUGUAAAACAAUAGAUAUAUUAUACAGGAAAGGUUUGUGCAAUUUGUAGCGAUUUCCCCAUCUUAAUAUCAUUUCGAGCUUAAGCAGGACUAGAAGAGCCAUCUUGUAUCUGUGAAAGAAAAAAAAAAUGCAACUUUCUUUGGUUGCUCCCAGCUUGUCAUUGAGAGAAUAUAUAUAAUAUAUUAUAAUUUUCUUUUUUUUUUCUUUUUUAUAAAUGUGCUGAUUUUCAGCACGUGUAGGACCUGUGAACAUUGUUAUUAUAGUAUGGAGGAUGUGCUAAAAAAAGUGAUCAUAAGUGACCUCAUAACAAAUGUUUACCGUACCUUCUCCUGACACUGCAAUUAUGUCCAAUUAAAAUGGUAUUUUACUGCUAA
Pelobates fuscus (common spadefoot toad) is the source of this 1734-nucleotide messenger RNA. It is a transcript of the gene ALDOB, whose product is annotated as aldolase, fructose-bisphosphate B. Gene Ontology annotation, molecular function: fructose-bisphosphate aldolase activity; fructose-1-phosphate aldolase activity. NCBI's taxonomy places the organism in Eukaryota, Metazoa, Chordata, Amphibia, Anura, Pelobatidae. The transcript has 9 exons. Gene Ontology annotation, cellular component: cytosol. The record is from RefSeq and is a predicted model, not a curated record. Bases 106 to 1200 code for a protein of 364 amino acids. Gene Ontology annotation, biological process: fructose 1,6-bisphosphate metabolic process; glycolytic process.